Molecule: messenger RNA, 4917 nt
Organism: Talaromyces rugulosus
Lineage: Eukaryota; Fungi; Ascomycota; Eurotiomycetes; Eurotiales; Trichocomaceae
Exons: 5
Coding region: 1-4917 (1638 amino acids)
Biological process (GO): regulatory ncRNA-mediated heterochromatin formation
Cellular component (GO): nuclear RNA-directed RNA polymerase complex
Molecular function (GO): helicase activity
Source: RefSeq, a predicted model, not a curated record
AUGCGCUUAAACUAUCAGUUUGGAUUGUUGCUGAUGCUAGGUCGGGCUGUGUUAGUGGUGUUGAAAACAUUCAAUAUAGCCAAAUCGAGUAUAAUCGGCAAAUGCCACGGGUUCUACACCUGCGCAAUUGGUGGACGAAAAAGGAACUGCUAUCCAAGCACGUUUCUCACUUUAUCACCCUUGUUUGUGGGUGCUGUCCUGCAUCAUUUAGGGGCCGGCCUGGUUGAUUGGAGCCGCAGUUCUGCGUUUGCCCUCCUUCCCUGUCUGGACCGCCUGCAGUCGACUUCGGGGAUUCUCGUCUCUUCCUUCUUCUUCUUCAUUCUCUCGUCUCUGUUGGAUUUAACUCUAGUCAUCUUCACAUGGACCAAAACAGACCUUUGCGUGGCCAAGGCGGCCCAGGACGAUUCAGAGGCCGCCGAGGUAGAGGCUAUGGACGACGAGCUGGAAAUAAGCAAGUUCAUCGAGUCGCUGCCUGAUGUGAGUUUUACUAACUUAUUCUCGCUAUAUAGCAAUGACUUUUACGCAAUACGUCCCAGGAACGCAGAUUUCGAACGUCCAACCUUUGGCUUCCAGGCACAAGAGAGGCAAGAGUUCGCGCAAGGACAGCCGAGGGUUCCAGAACUCCCUGUCGACUUGCCCGGGGCGCUGUCUCGAUUUGGACCUCGUCACGACAAUGAUCACGCAGUAAUCUCAAACAUUCAAAUACUGCCUACCAUAUCAGAGAUCCUCAAUGAUGGGAGGCCCGACUUCCUUCCUACACGAGCGCACAAGCAUCAUCAGUCUGGCAUCCUUCGGCUCCUGGAUUCCCAAUUCCGACUUCUGCGGGAGGAUACAUCUGGUCUCAUUCGUGAUUCUAUUCGUCUGAUCUUAGAUCACUGGCGAAUAUUUGCUCACAAUCCAGACUGGACUCUCAAAAGAAGAAUCCUUCAUGAAAAAUCUCCGACGCCUAUCAGAAUCUUUUCAAACGCCAGAAUCCAACGCUUGAAGUCCGAUGAUAUCAAAGGCAUUGAGAUUGAUGUUGAAUUUGAUCAGGUCGAAAGGCUUCGGUCCAGGAGCCCGUCACACCGGGGCCAAUGGUGGUGGGAUUCUACGGCACUGAAAGAAAGGGGCCAAAUCGUCGCUCUCCUAGAUGGCGAUGAGGAACAAAACAACGUCAAACUCAUAUUUUUCCUGGUUACUCACAGAGAGAUCGGCGAAUACUAUCAGAAGCAUCCAAGGGAAACUACCGGUCCUGACCUUGUGCGCGAUGUUAAUAGUAAUGCAGACAGGGCAUCGGUGACACUUCGUCUAGCAAAUGCAGGAUGCCAGACCGAUGUUCUAAACCUGGUUUCUUUGGCACGAAAUGCGUCAAAUUUAACGAAAUCGGUACUUCUGCUCGAGUUUCCAGCCGUCAUGUAUCACUCCUUUGAAGGUAUCUUACGAUGUCUUCAAGCCGUUCAUCAGAAUCCAGCCAAAAUACCAUUUACCAAGUGGCUAUCUAAUCCGGAUGAAGCACACGAAAUAUUGAAUAACACUACGGUCACUACGAAAAUGGCUAAUGAUGAAGUUUUUGUGCCGCCUCCCCGGUACUUGAAAGAAGAAAUGACUUUGGACCUGUCAUGCUUACCAAGACCUGCUACCAAUAGCAACACUAUCAUUUCGCCGUUGACGAUGUUACCAUGGCAAGACUCUGCAGUAAUCUCUCAAAAUCUAUCAACAACAACAACACUAGAUUCUGGACAGGCGACUGCGCUGGUAUCGGCGCUGCGGAAGGAGGUAGCACUUAUUCAGGGCCCUCCAGGCACUGGAAAGUCUUAUGUGGGAAUACAAAUCGCAAGAUGUUUACUCGAAAACCGGGAACUGUUGCGCAUGGGACCCAUAGUCUGCGUCUGUUAUACCAAUCAUGCCCUCGAUCAAUUUCUGAAUGAACUUCUCGACUCCGGUAUUACCGAUAUCAUACGGAUCGGGCAUUCAAGCUCAUCGUCGCGCUUGCAAAAGAUUUCUUUAGAUAAUCUAAAGGAUGGGUUACCGAUAAAACGUAAUGGUGGUUUGAAAUCGAGGAUUAAUACCUGCAAGGGACAGCUAAUAGAGCUAAGCGCCCAAAUUGAACAGAUAUGCGCCACGAUCAAAUCCUGCAGUGGGAGAACUGUUGCCAGAUAUUUAAAAAGAGUGUUUCCGGAGCAUUCACAAUUUCUUGUUGACAACUUGCAGGAACAAGAAUAUGACAAGAGAAUGAAUGAUUGGAUAUCUGGUGAUGCACCUGGUGACUGGGAUAACAAUGGGAUGCAACGAACCAUCGGACAAUUGAUCGAGGCGAAAGUGUGGACGUUAAAAAGGGCCGAAAGAGCUCGUCUAUAUGAACAUUGGAGGGAUGCUGCAUGUGUCGAACUUGCUCAUGACUUAGCAAGCCUACUCCGGCAACAUAGCUCAACGAAGCAAAGAUACACAAGUCUUUUCAGCGAAUUCGAUUCCGAGCUCCUUAAUCGAGCACAAAUUGUGGGAGUUACGACCACGGGUCUUGCCAAUAACUCCGACACUAUUCGAGGACUGACAGCCAAAGUCCUAAUCUGUGAAGAAGCAGGUGAGGUUCUGGAGUCACAUAUUAUCACCGCUUUGCUGCCAACUCUCGAACAUUUAAUCAUGAUCGGAGAUCAUAUGCAGUUGCGCCCCCGAAUUUCAAAUUUGAGGCUUUCGAUGGAAUGUGACAGGAGAGGUCCGACAUACAACCUUGACGAAUCUCUCUUCGAACGCUUAGCAUCUUUAAGAUUUAGAGCCUUGGCUGCGAAUUCACACGGAGAACGUUUAACCACCGGUUUGCAAUUUCCAAUUUCACAACUUAAUCACCAACGGCGUAUGGAUCCUUCAAUCUCACAAUUGAUCCGUGAGACAAUUUACUCUAAUCUCCUAGAUCAUCCCAUCACAAAGUCUUAUCCCACUGUCUCAGGAAUCAAGCGCCGAUUGUAUUGGCUUGAUCAUCGACAUUUCGAGGAUGCUAGUGAUCCCGGGGACCCCAUGCAAAGUAAGACAAAUACCCAGGAAGCGCACAUGGUGACUGCGUUAGUCAAGCAUCUCUAUCGACAGGGAACCUACAAGUCGGGACAAAUUGCCGUAUUGACUCCAUACGUUGGACAAUUGAAAAAAUUGAAAAGUAUGUUGGAGGAUGAGAUGGCUUUAAUUAUCGCACAAAGAGACUGUGAUAUUCUGGAAGAAUCCGAAUAUACAAAUCUCGGCGCAAAUAAGAAGUUCGCAACCAGCAGAAAAGCUAAGAAGCGGCAUGCUAUUGAGAAUAAGAAUUUGCUACAGGGAUUGAGACUGGCUACCGUUGACAACUUUCAGGUAAGAGCCCAGUCUACUCGUAAUAAUAACACGACCACUGACAUAUCAUAUGAAAGGGUGAGGAAGGGACAGUUGUCAUCGUCUCACUUGUUCGAAGCAACCCCUAUCGAGAUUGUGGAUUUCUUAGAUUUCCGAACCGGAUCAAUGUUCUCCUCAGGCAAGGCUCAGUUACAAAUUUGGUCAAAAUUUCUCAAAAAUCUAACAUUUUUCUUUAGUCGCGCCAAGCACGGUAUGUAUAUCAUCGGCGAUGCGGCCACUGCAGCCACGGCACCAAUGCGAAACGCUGAUCUCAUCGAAUUCAAGGAGUAUCGUGAGAUAGACCCUAACAAAGAUCCUCUUAUAUUCCUUUCCUGUGGGCAUUUCUACACACUAGCCUCACUAGAUGGAAACAUGGAAAUGAGCAACUACUACAUCAUGGAUGAAUCUACGGGGGAUAUUGUGAGACCAAAAUCGACUCCUUGGGUUAUCACUUCCCAAAACUCGUUCAAGGGCUGCCCAGAGUGCAGGAUGCCGCUUCACAAUGUAGACCGCUACAACCGCAUAGUAAAACGAAAUCUGUUGAACGAAGCAACAAAAAGAUUUGUUACUCAAGCACAUGAAAGUCACAUGCGGCUCUUGAAAGACCUGGAGAACCUCGAGAAGAAUAUGGAUCUUGAAAGAGAAAACCUGUUACCUGCACUGUCAAGUGCGCGAAAUAAACAUCGCGGUUUUAUCGAAAUGGAGAACUCCUUAGAUGGUUAUCAAAGCAGAGGAGUGAGACUACACACAGAAAUCAAUGGUUUCAUCAAGUCGGUGGCGGCAGCGGAACGGCCGUUUGGGAGAGUGAAGGAGCUGCUGGCUUCAGCAGUGGCGGAGCAAGAUAUGAAGAAGGAAAGAAAAUGCAGUUCUUUCAGAGUUGACGAAUCUGUUAUACAAACUGGAUUUCAACUGUACGGCCAAUCCAUGAGCCUUCGACUGAGUUGGGCUGUGCUAUGGGAUUUUCAUCUAAUCUCCAGUAACAACUCCAUCGAUCCAAGGGUUGCCCAUGCAUUACGCCAACUUAUAUCUACUCGAGUCAACAUUUUACUGAAGAAAUGCAAAUCGUUACUACAUGCUAGUCAGGCCGCCAAAUUCCGCGUCGAAGAAGUGCAUGCGCGAGUUUUUCAUGUUCAGUUUUCGACUUUGUCUCUCAUAAACCGACAAGAGCAAAAGCUACCAAUGAGCCUAGUGGCCGAGGAAAGGGCACGAGAAAGGGCACGAGAAACCUUGGACGAAUCUGAGACUUUGUGCUUACAAUAUCCGGGCACCCUGGGAUUUCUUAGGGAUGAUAUUGAAAAAACUAGGCAGCUACUUAAUGGGGUAGCACUUUACAGUUUUGUGACGACAGAGGAGACAAGAGAGGUCUACAGGGCUAUGGCGGAGCAAUUUUCUGGUACCGGCCACUGGUACUAUUGCGAAAACAACCAUCCGAUUUUCCAACCACAGUUCACAAUCGGAGAAUGUGGCAUGCCAAUGGAACAAGCUCAAUGCCCACAAUGCGGUGCACCGGUAGGGGGACAAGAUCAUGAGUUUGUGGAGGGGGUCAGUAGAGCACAUGAUAUGGAUGAUGAUUUUGCUCAGUAG